CGAGGCGGAGGGGACGAUGGAGAAUUUCACAGCGCUUUUCGGCGCUCAGGCUGACCCACCACCACCCCCAACCGCACUCAGCUUCGGACCAGGAAAACCUCCACCCCCGCCUCCGCCUCCUCCGGGUGGGGGACCCGGCACGGCCCCGCCUCCCACCUCAGCCACGGCUCCUCCCGGCGCGGACAAGUCAGUGGCUGGUUGUGGCCCCUUCUAUUUAAUGAGGGAACUGCCAGGUAGCACAGAGCUGACAGGCAGCACCAAUCUCAUCACGCACUACAACCUGGAACAUGCCUAUAAUAAAUUCUGUGGGAAGAAGGUGAAGGAGAAGCUAAGUAACUUCCUGCCCGACCUACCAGGGAUGAUUGAUCUGCCUGGUUCCCAUGAUAACAGCAGCCUCCGCUCCCUCAUUGAGAAGCCCCCUAUUCUUGGUGGCUCUUUUAAUCCUAUCACAGGGACCAUGCUGGCUGGCUUCCGCCUCCACACUGGCCCGUUGCCAGAGCAGUGUCGUUUGAUGCAUAUUCAGCCUCCCAAAAAGAAGAAUAAGCAUAAGCACAAACAGAGCCGUACCCAGGAUCCUGUCCCCCCAGUUAAACCCAGUGAAGUUCCUUAGAGCCCUGGAUUCCCAAAUUCUCCUGAAAUAAUAACUGAUGUACUGGGGUCUCUUGGGCAAGUAGGGAGUUGGGACAAGGACUCUAACAGUGUCUCUGUAUCCUUUUCUGGCCAUUUAGAAAAAAAGCAAUUGUCCUGAGUUGGGGUUUUCCUGUAGUAUUGAGUUCACAGCAGUAGAGUAUUUUGAACUCUACAGGUGAUAGGCACCCAAUGUCUCCUACAGAAACACCAUCCGAUUCGGAUCACAAGAAGAAGAAAAAGAAAAAAGAAGAGGAUCCUGAACGGAAAAGGAAGAAGAAAGAGAAGAAGAAAAAGAAGGUAGGGUAGGGGCAUGUUGCUGCAGCCCAGUGAGUUUCCCCACAUAUCAUCCCUGUCCUUAGAGUUCUUUGCCUCAGGUUGGACCCAAGAUUGAAAACCCAGGGCAGGUUGCAGUUUUUCCUGUACAGUCCUGGUCAGGGCCAAGGCUAGUUCCUAGUUGUUCUUACUCCCCCUCCUUUGUCUUCCGCAGAACCGACAUAGUCCAGACCACCCAGGUAUGGGUAGCUCCCAGGCCAGCAGCAGCAGCAGCCUCCGCUAACAGGACCACUGGACUCUGCCAGGAUGGCUUUUCCUGCUGUACUGAACCUGACAAAAACUGCCUUCCAGGCUCUUGGACACUCCCUUGGGAGCAUCUUGUAGCUGGGGUAGGGGCUAACCCCUGCUGUGUUCGGUUGAGAUUAAAAUGUGAGAAGAGAAGGGCCAUGCUAUUGUAAGGCUUAGCCUAAUUGGCUUUCUCAUGGACAUCUCUUCCUCUCUCAGAAAGCUCUCUUUUCCCCUCCUUUGUGCAACUUUUCUGAUUUAGGAAUUGAUUUGUUAGGGUUUUUCUUUAAAAAAAAAAUUACAUUUAUCAAAUUGGCUAAAAUGUGGCUGCCUGUUAAGAGGUACCUUUCUAUGAGAGUCAGGGUUUAAGACAAGACACUGCUAAGAUCUGAGGGAAUCUGGGUCUUUUCACUGCAUUAUCUCAUUAGCAGGCAAGGAACCCCCCAAAAUGAGAUUGGGGAAUAUGCUCCAAAUGUGAGGCAGAAAUGUCAAUACUUUCCCACAGCAGACACAACUCUGCCGAUAAUGUUGAGAACCAAGUGCCAGGAUUAUAUUCAGGCUUCACCUGAAGAGCUGUUUUAGGUAGGGCUCAACAGUGUUCUAGCUCAAUUUUGUGUUGAAAACAGAAUAGCCAACUGAAAAAGCACCCACAGUAACCAGUGUAUUUGAAUAAGAUUGGUUCUUAGGUCAGAAGCCUGUGAUCUUUUGAAAUGAACCUCUGGCAAGCAAAAGUAAAUGUUUCCCUUGUCUUUGUAAGAACUUUUGACUUGGCUCAUUCCUUAGUUAAGACAAUAAAAUUAUUUGGCUGAUGUGAAAA
Messenger RNA from Galeopterus variegatus (Sunda flying lemur), 2005 nucleotides. It is a transcript of the gene MED19, whose product is annotated as mediator complex subunit 19. Gene Ontology annotation, cellular component: mediator complex. Lineage: Eukaryota; Metazoa; Chordata; Mammalia; Dermoptera; Cynocephalidae. The coding region runs from base 17 to 610 and encodes 197 amino acids. The transcript is spliced from 4 exons. Gene Ontology annotation, molecular function: transcription coregulator activity; transcription factor binding. The record is from RefSeq and is a predicted model, not a curated record. Gene Ontology annotation, biological process: positive regulation of transcription by RNA polymerase II.